UUAGAUUAUGGAUUUAUAGCUCAUUCUAGUGUUCCUGGAUGUUACAAUAUUCUUCCCCUUGGCCAACGAAGUCUUGACAAGUUAACAUCAUUAAUUGAUUCAAUGAUGAAAGAUGAAAUAGGGGCUCUUAAAUUAACUCUCACCUCAUUAUCGUCAAAAGAGUUAUGGCUAAAAAGUGGACGUAUCACAGAUUCCAACAAAACUGAUAAUGGGAAAAUGGAAAAUAACCAAAUAUUUGAAUUGCAUGACAAAAACAGCAAAAUUUUAUGCCUUAAUCCAACUCACGAAGAAGCCAUUUGCGAUAUGCUAUCCUCUCUAGGCCCAUUAAAUGUGACGCUUUCUUCGUCUUCCGGAAAAACUAAAACGACCGAUUUUGAUUACCUCGGUGACGCUUCUUCAACACCAACUGCCACCCAAAACGCCCAUCAAUCUAAGGAAGAGUUUGAUGACCGCUUCGAAGAUCGAAAGGCUUCCCCCCGAAUGGACAAAGAGGCCAUUGUCGAUGACGACCUUCUCCUGGUGUACCAAAUGGAGAAGAAGUUCAGGGACGAACCAAAACCCAAGUUGGGACUAAUGCGUUGCCGAGAAUUCGUUAUGAAGGACUGUUACGGUUUCCACGCCAACGAGACGAGCGCCAUGAGGACCUACCAUACGAUCAACUCCGUUUACGUGAAAUUCUUGAAUUCUUUAUUCAACGCGAAAAACGGCUUUACCGACAGCGAAAGCGAAAAAAUGGAUGCUAACCACGAAGGAUAUUUCCCCGUUGGAUCUCACGCUGCUCCCGAUUAUGUUAACAACGCGACACCGAACGUGAUAAGAGUGAAGACUCGUCAGGAAGGGAACAAUACGGGUUUGAUGGACGGCGCCAGCGUUUUAUCUCACGAAUUUCACUUGCCCUGCUCGGUCGGAGAGGACUCGCUCUUGCAGUGUGGCGGAUGCGGCGCUUUCAGCUUGCCAGCGCAGCCAGAUAUUGCCUCUUCGGGUAUCCCCGACAGAAAAGAAUCGCCGAAUUCGACUAUGGCUCAAGCAAAUCGUUCUUUCAGCACCGCCCAGAAUCCCGAACCCAACGCUCAUCAUUUUUUGACACCCUCCUCGAUCCAACCUUCUUUUCCCUCCCGUUGUCCGGAAUGCGGACUAACGGAUAAUUCGCGCUCUAUUCAACACCGACGCGUUCCUUCCGUAGAGUUGGGCCACGCCUUUUACCUCGGAACCCGGUUCAGCUUACCCUUUGGCCUAGUCCACAACAACGUUAACCGCGACACCGAACAAGAUGGCACUACGGGUCACGUCAAUAACGCCCACGAAGAGGUCCUUCACUCAAAAGACACACCAGUUCGGCCAACCGCCGCCUCGCGCUACGUCCACAUGACAUGUUACGGCAUAGGCGUGACACGUUUGUUGGCCGCGGUAGUGCAGCAUUUUGCCGAAAAUGGAAAACGUCUCAACAAUACCUACGAUGAGGAUACUACGGAGAAACAACAAAAAAUUAUUGCGAUUGGUCUAUUUUUUUUUUUACAAAAUUUCUAUAUGAACGAAUGCGUGCGAUGGCCCCUAGUUAUUGCUCCUUUCAAGGUGGCCAUAAUCCAUCCAAAAGCUGGUAGCAAAGAAGAAAAGGCUUUGGCGGGAAAUGAAAAUUUGGCUCGCAUUCUCCUAUCCAAAUUUCCGAAUUCGCUCAAAGACGAUAUUUUAUGCGACGAUAGAUGGCGCUACACGGUUGGUAGACGGUUAGCGGAUAUGAAAAGGAUAGGCAUCCCUUAUAUCGUGCUAUGUGGUAAAAAGGUAUUAGAGCUCGAACCGAAAUACGAAUUUUGGGAUACCCGCUAUGACACAUUCGAAAAUCUGACGUUACCCGAAUUGACGCGGAAGAUGUCGAGAAUAUUUACCGUUUAAAAUUGAUUGACACCUAAAUUAUUUA
Gordionus sp. m RMFG-2023 is the source of this 1915-nucleotide messenger RNA. Its product is annotated as proline--tRNA ligase-like. Gene Ontology annotation, biological process: prolyl-tRNA aminoacylation. Gene Ontology annotation, molecular function: ATP binding; proline-tRNA ligase activity. Bases 103 to 1890 code for a protein of 595 amino acids. The transcript is spliced from 8 exons. The record is from RefSeq and is a predicted model, not a curated record. NCBI's taxonomy places the organism in Eukaryota, Metazoa, Nematomorpha, Gordioida, Chordodea, Parachordodidae. Gene Ontology annotation, cellular component: mitochondrion.